Molecule: messenger RNA, 1386 nt
Organism: Aedes albopictus (Asian tiger mosquito)
Lineage: Eukaryota; Metazoa; Arthropoda; Insecta; Diptera; Culicidae
Exons: 1
Coding region: 1-1386 (461 amino acids)
Cellular component (GO): Set1C/COMPASS complex
Source: RefSeq, a predicted model, not a curated record
AUGCCUAGUGGCGGUGUCAUUAAGUCGGGUGUGAAAAGUGAUAAAGGGGCGAGGCCAAAGGAAACUGUGGUUGGUGAACAAAGUGCUGGUGGUGGUGGUAAUCCCGAAGUGGUGGUUGUAGAUGAAACCAUGGAAGGGCAUACGUGCAAGACGUGUCGAGGACCGGACACCGAAGACAUGGUACAGUGCGACAGAUGCGAUGGAUGGUUUCAUUUUUCCUGCGUGGGCGUUUCAGAAGAGGUUACUGACAAGAGCUGGAGUUGCACUAACUGCGUUACCGCGAAAUGGAUCCAGCGAACUAAAACAGCUUUGGAAGAAAGUGCCCUACACAGAAAGGAGAACAUCGAUCAAAGGUCGACUAGAAGCCAGCCGGUCGGUAAUAUCGCAACAAGUACCCGUGUUAAUCCAGUAAUUCUCCCUGCGUCGGUAUCCCAGAAACCUACCUCGUCAGUACAACUCCCAACGGACGCAGUUGAGCAAACAAGAUUGGAUCAACAGAAGCAUCAAUCGGCUCCGCCAGUUGACAGCAAUGGUGCAGGCAUAGGAAUUCCACGAGACGUAGAAAAGGCACUGUCGGAGAUUUCUGUUUCCUCUUCACAAAAAUCAGCGGUACAGCGAGCGAAGCUACAGUUAAUGCGGCUGGAGGAAGAACGGCUGUUUCAGCAGCAGCAAGACGAACGUCGGCGAGCCGCGGAAGAAAGGGCCGCGCAGGAACAUAGAGAGUUCCUGGACAAGAAAUACCGUCUUCUAGAAGAAGUUGUUAGUGAGAGGAGUUCAAGGAGUCGCAGCGAUACUUCAAGUCGGGUCAACGAUUGGGUACAGACGGCUAGUCAAGUGCAGCAGAUUGAACCAGACAUGGAUGGUUCCCGUAACGAUAUUCCCCCGAGGAAUGUAGAAUUAGUCCAUACAACUGGGCAGUUCGGCCAACAACGUAUUCGGUUCGAACCAAGUGCUCAAACUGGAUCUGCGUACAAUGUACAGACUGCUCAGCAGUUCACCCAUCGUCUUCCCAAUCAGCAGUUCCGUUCACCAGGACAACCAUCGUUCUCUAGAUUUACUAAUAAUCAGAGAGGUCUGCCAAUGCAGACAAACCAAGUCGAUCACCAGGUCGGACCAUCGAUUGGGUGCCCAUCUCAGCCGAAUCUCACUCCCACGAGAACCGUCGACCAUCAGAGCUUCGUCACAUGCACCAAUAGGGGUGUUUCAUCCCAACAGCAUGCGAGUCAGACCAACCGACUGGCGUUCAACUCUACUACCUUCGACGGACCGGUUCAGGUGCCACCAGCGUGUUCUACUGGAGUUCAUCAUCGGGGUAGUAUCUGCGCUUCUCAAGGAACGUAUCAAGAGGAUUGCCAGGACGAGUUUCACUUUCUCGUUCACAAGUAG